UUUGUCACUCAAGGCCUUUGCCCCGCGUCUCCAUCCCUGUCACAGCUUCAAAGCGACUCAGGGGUUGGCCGACCUGCCGAGCAUGGUUGUGGCGGAUCCCAGCUGCAUGGAGCAGCAUAAAGGCAGCAGAGCCUUUUCCCACAAAAAAAAUAAAUGUCUACACUUGCAGUGAUUUUCAACCCAAGGACCUUUGCCUACGAAUUGUCUCAGCUUCCUUGCCACCUCCAUUGCCUAUCAACAAAUCAACUUGGUUUUUCUUUCACAGAUCAUUAUGUUUCCCACUUCUUCCUUUGGCACAAGGGAAAAAACAGUCACAGAGGCUCCCCAAGCUGAGCUGGAGACAUGGCUGUAGCCAUACCUACAAGCAAGGGAAAUGCCGCUUGUUUUCACUUGCUACCCAAAGCAUAACAGCCCAUUACACAAAAUCGGCAGCAAAGCUCCCCCCCCCUUUAAAAAGAAAAAAAAAAAAACAAACCAAAAACUUAUGUAACGCCACAACUAAUCUUUGCUAAUCUUAAGCAAGGCAUUUAGAUCCGGGGAAUAAGCCUAUUCUUCUCGCCUCCCCCCACCCAGACUAUCUGUGCAAUGAAAAGGGAAACAAACAGAAGCAAAGUUCACAGCCUUGUGAAUAUUCCUUUUUCACAAGAGCGAAGUGGCAACAUUUCCUGAGUCUGCUCCGAAGUAAACCCUCCUGCCCUGCCACUUCCCAUGCACAGCAACCAAGGACCUUAAGAGAAAAGCUGCUUUUGGACCGAUUAUCACUCGCUCUUAGCUAAAGCAUGGAAAUCUCUACUCUCGCUAUGUACCAUUGCCUUGCUUUUGUCUGGUAUUUUUUUGUCAACUAUUCAAUCUCGCGUGUAAGAGCAGAAGAGAGGCCAUCUGAAGUGUUCCUUUAUGGUCGGCAGUGGAAAUAUUUGACAAUCCUCAAUCUGGUUUUGCAGGCUGUCUUCUAUGGGGUGUCCUUCCUGGCUGAUGUGUUGAGACUAAUUAAGAAACUGCGAUGUGCUAAGUGCGUAACUUCCAGCAGAGACCUUCUUUUCAGUGUCCUGGCUUUCCCAGUGUCCACAUUUGUUUCUGUAUCUUUUUGGACACUGUAUACCUACAAUCGAGAGCUGGUUUACCCCAAAAGCCUUGACGGAGUCAUCCCGCUCUGGUUAAAUCACGCUAUGCACACAGCUAUAUUGCCAUUUGCUCUCCUGGAAAUCCUUGCCACGCCGCACCGUUACCCAGCAAAGAAGAAGGGAUUGAUCCUAUUAGGAUUUGUCGCUUUUCUGUAUAUCAGUUGGGUCCUGUGGAUUUAUUCUGUAACAGGAGAGUGGGUAUAUCCUCUCUUUGCUUUGUUUAGCCCAGCCGGGCUAGCAGCCCUUUUUGCUGGUAGCCUUGCCGUCAUUGUCUCUUUCUACAACUUCGGAGAGUUCCUCAACCGUAUGAUAUGGGGAGAUUCAAUAGUAAUACUGGACUACAGGCAGAAAAGCAAGUGAAUCCUCCUCUUGAAGCCAAACAAUCUCUCCAUGAAUGCUGAAGCCAUGAAGUAGAGGAAAAUAAAUGCAGCUGUGAUAAAUCCUUUCUCCAAUGCAUUGCAGCUUCUGGUGAAGCCAUUAUGUCAUCAGACAUAUGGAAAACUGGUGGAAAAUAUGAAAUGUUUGCCUCUUACAUGAUAACUCUGCAACUGCUAUGAACAAGAAAAUUGUGUUCAUCUGUUUACACAGAUUUCUCAUCUCUUGCACAAUGUACGUGAGGAUGUGUCCAUGGUUAAAACUUGUCACUGGUAAACGAACUCCCUCAUGAGCUUGGCACCACACUGUAAAAGACCUGUGAAUGCAAGCCAGCUCUUGUUUGGAUUACCCUUCAUCAAGUCUGGAAAAAAUUAAGAGGAGGGGUAAUUUUAACAGUGCUGUGACUUCCAAGCUAGCUAGAUAACAAAUUGGGCUAACAAGGACCGUAAUUAGGAAUGUCUGCUCAGAAAGUUCACCAUGAAGCCAAGUUCUUCUAACAAGAAACAUUCUGGAAUAUCAAUAUGCAUAGUAUCUCCCCUCCAUUUUAACAGGAAAUCUGAACACAACACUUUCUUCCUUUUUCUUGGUUUCAGUUAAUCUUGCAGCAAAAGUAACCUAAUUAUACUGACUGUAUGAUUGCUUUGACAGAAAGCAUGUUAAUUUAAAGCACUGUUUAACAUAAAGCUGCCUGCCAUAUAAUUACACUCCAUUCACAUGUUUACUAAUCUUCCUCAAUAUAGUUGAUUUCUGUUAUUAGCCUCAACAUCUUGUUAACAUUUAAAACACUGGAGAUCUGCUUUGCAAACUCCAAUAAACAGGCAAAACCGA
Phalacrocorax carbo (great cormorant) is the source of this 2324-nucleotide messenger RNA. The record is from RefSeq and is a predicted model, not a curated record. Lineage: Eukaryota; Metazoa; Chordata; Aves; Suliformes; Phalacrocoracidae.